AUGUAUAGCUGUCCUGCGAUAAGAGAGAAAUAUGAGAACUGUCGAGAUCAGAGCAAGCCGUGCAGCAAAAUCUUGGGCCAAAUUUUCCGAAAGGAAGUGUUCCACACUAAAAAAUGGCGUAACACUCUCCCUGACACAUUCCUCUAUGGACAACGCGAUUUGGUAGAAGUCUUCGAAAUUCUUAUUGCUGCACUCGCCAACGAAGACAACAGCGUAAUCACUAUCCCCACUACAAAGGAAUCCAAGUGCAAGAGUUGUGAGAUGUCAACAUUCGGAGAUGAGACCAAUUCCACUCACUUAAAACUGGUGGUACAGUAUGACGGAACAUUUGUCGAGAGUUUUCAGAAUGCUUUCCAUGAAACGUAUGUGAACGUUGCUUGUCCCGGAUGCAAAAAACGAGAAGUGUGGCAACAUCCAGUGAUCGACAACAGGGACAGCGACCAUAUCUUCUUCACAGUGCACACUCCAAUGAAACACUUCCAAGACCUGACCACGGAUUCGGAAGUUCAGAUUUUUGGCCACACGUAUCGGAUUCGAGCAUUUGCCGACUAUUCAUCCACCACGCAAGGUGCAAGUGGCCACUAUCAAACAUGGGUUCGAGCGGAUGGAAAGAUGCACUGUGUGAGCGAUAGUACAGUAACAAUCGAUGGACUCACCAUGUCUACCGAUGCAGCAACUCCUAUCCAGCGUCUGGAGGACGAGAUGAAGAAGAAGACCGAGGACUUUCAGAAGGCUCGAUCGCAGAGAGGUAAGUUUCGCGCUCUGCACAUCCAAGCAGAGCGUAAGGUGAGUGGGGAGCAGAGGGAAAAGGCGCGUCUCGGCGAAGAGCUCGCUCUCGCACGCGCGCGCAUCGCCGCUCUCGAAACCGAGAAUGCGCGAUUGAAGGCUGCGAACGCCACCCUGCAAGAAAAUUAUGAUAUGUUGGACGAGUCGGUGUUCGAAAUGCCCUCCUCCAACUAUCGUAAUGAAGUAUUGCAGAGUGACGUUGUUAUGGAGGUAAAUGUCUACAACUUUGACUCGGAACCCGAAAUGGCUGAUGAGGAGGAAGAAAUGGAAGCGGAUCCGUUCGAGGCUGCUCCACGUCCGACCGAAAUGGAAGCUCCUGGAGAAGACGAAGAAAUUGCUGAGGGAUGUGCAAAAGCUGAUGAGGAAUAUGAGGAUGAGCUCGAUCCAGAAGAAGUUGUGUAUGGAGAUGAGCACAAUGCUGACAAGACUGCUUUGGCGCGUUCAAACGAUGGUGUUCGUGUCGCAAACAUUGGACAACGAAUGUUCGUCAGCUUGGCCGAAUACUGCUACUUCAUAAUUCAAGAUCGUAAAGGAAUAAACAGUCGAUUCCAAGGAGCCGCGAGAACUCUCGGACAAUUGUUUGUGAUCGACUUGGCUAUUCGAGUUUGGGAGAUGAGGAUGAAAGCUUCAACAUACCAUCGUGCUGAGUUCCCCUACGUCACCACCACCUCCUCGCUGAUGAAGACUUAA
This is a messenger RNA of Caenorhabditis remanei, 1476 nucleotides long. RefSeq lists its product as uncharacterized. The record is from RefSeq and is a predicted model, not a curated record. The transcript is spliced from 4 exons. NCBI's taxonomy places the organism in Eukaryota, Metazoa, Nematoda, Chromadorea, Rhabditida, Rhabditidae. Bases 1 to 1476 code for a protein of 491 amino acids.